GCCCUGCCUGGAACAGACCAGCACAAGUGAGGGCAUCGAGGCCACCCAGCGCCCUGGUACAGCGGCGGCAGCCCCCCGAGACAGAGCCCCUGCGACUGGUGCCUUCCAUGGCUCGCCUCCCUGCCGGGAUCCGCUUCCUGGUGUCUUUCUCGAGGGAUCAGCGGUACAGAGCCUUCAUCUUCGGCCUCACCUUCCUGCUCUACGCCAGUUUCCACCUCUCCAGGAAGCCCAUCAGCAUAGUCAAGGGGGAGCUGCACAAGACCUGUCCAGUCCUGAAUGGGGAGUCAUCCAAGGAACGGAAGCCUGGUGGCACCGGUGGGCUCCCCCAUAAUGAGAGCCACUGUGGCUGGGCCCCGUUCGACCGGGACAACUACCCACGGCUGCUGGGUGCCCUGGACUACGCCUUCCUCUGCGCCUACGCCCUGGGCAUGUAUCUGAGCGGCAUCAUCGGGGAGAGGCUGUCCAUUCGCUACUUCCUGACCGCCGGCAUGCUGGCCAGCGGUGCCUUCACCGCCCUCUUCGGCCUCGGCUACUUCUACGACAUCCACAGCUUGAGCUUCUACGUGGUCACACAGAUCCUCAAUGGCCUGGUGCAGACCACAGGCUGGCCCAGCGUUGUCACCUGCCUGGGCAACUGGUUCGGAAAGGGCAGGCGCGGUCUGAUCAUGGGGGUCUGGAAUUCCCACACGUCUGUGGGCAACAUCCUGGGGUCCCUGAUUGCCGGCUACUGGGUGUCCACGUGCUGGGGCCUGUCUUUCAUUGUGCCGGGGGCCAUCGUGGCAGCCAUGGGGGUUCUGUGCUUCUUCUUCCUCAUUGAACAUCCAAGAGACAUUGCCUGCUCCACCUCCCCGCUACCGCAUGUCCGAGGCUGCGAGAACGGGGUGCACAGGCUCCGCCUGCAGAAGCCAGCAGGGAGCACAGAGAAAAACCGGCAGGUGGACCCCGAGGCCCAGAAUCUGCUGCCGGCCGAGGGGAAGCGCUCAAUACACCCGAGCGACGUGGUGGUAGUAGCAGACGGCGGGGGUGGCACGGCCGCCAUCAGCUUCCUGGGUGCCUUGAGGAUCCCGGGCGUAGUGGAGUUCUCGCUGUGCCUGCUCUUUGCCAAGCUGGUGAGCUACACCUUCCUCUUCUGGCUGCCACUCUACAUCACCAGCGUGGACCACCUGGACGCGCGCUCGGCCGGGGAGCUGUCCACGCUGUUUGACGUGGGCGGCAUCUUCGGCGGGAUCCUGGCAGGGCUGGUGUCUGACCGGCUGGAGAAGAGGGCGACCACCUGCGGGCUCAUGCUGCUGCUGGCCGCCCCCACGCUCUUUGUCUUCUCGGCCAUCAGUAAGGCAGGCCUGGAAGCCACUGUGGCUAUGCUGCUGCUGAGCGGAGCCCUGGUCAGCGGGCCCUACGCCCUCAUCACCACUGCUGUCUCCACCGACCUGGGAACCCACAAAAGUCUGAAAGGGAACGCCCACGCCCUGGCCACGGUCACCGCCAUCAUCGACGGCACUGGCUCUGUGGGAGCGGCGCUGGGCCCCCUGCUGGCAGGUCUCAUCUCCCCAUCGGGCUGGAACAAGGUCUUCUACAUGCUCAUGCUUGCCGACGCCUGUGCCUUACUGUCCCUGGUCCGCCUCAUUCACAAGGAGCUGCGCUGCCUGGGGCGGCCAAUCGUGGAACUGGUCCCGUUCAAGGAGCAGUGAAGGCAGCCCUGGAUGCUCCUUCAGACCCAUCACGGACAUCAGGGUGCCCCCUGGCUACAGGACAGGACCAGCUCCCCAGAAUCCUGCCGUGACCAAGCGUGCCCCGCAGGCUGGGGCAGCUGGAUGGGCACGAAGGAGUGGGUGGGUGAGGGUCCCCUGCAGGGCCCUGAAGACCAGAAAAUGUGCGAUCUCCAGAAGACAGGCCAGCAGCGGUGGAGCCCGGAGUGUGGGUUGGUGCUGCGGCCUGCGGGGACUGGCAGUGCCCCCAGAAUAGAUCUAUUUAUUUCUCCCCAGGGCAUUUGUUAUUUAUUGAGAAGAGUGUGCCGGUUGCCUAGCAAGGCGCUUACCUGCUCUUUGAAAUUAAAAAAGAUAUAUAUUAAAAAGUUUUUAUAAAAAAGAAAAA
Suncus etruscus (white-toothed pygmy shrew) is the source of this 2091-nucleotide messenger RNA. RefSeq names its product solute carrier family 37 member 1 (gene SLC37A1). Gene Ontology annotation, cellular component: endoplasmic reticulum membrane. The record is from RefSeq and is a predicted model, not a curated record. The transcript is spliced from 19 exons. Bases 108 to 1688 code for a protein of 526 amino acids. Gene Ontology annotation, molecular function: glucose 6-phosphate:phosphate antiporter activity. Gene Ontology annotation, biological process: phosphate ion transmembrane transport; glucose-6-phosphate transport. Lineage: Eukaryota; Metazoa; Chordata; Mammalia; Eulipotyphla; Soricidae.